Pristis pectinata (smalltooth sawfish) is the source of this 2412-nucleotide messenger RNA. It is a transcript of the gene tshr, whose product is annotated as thyroid stimulating hormone receptor. The transcript is spliced from 11 exons. NCBI's taxonomy places the organism in Eukaryota, Metazoa, Chordata, Chondrichthyes, Rhinopristiformes, Pristidae. Gene Ontology annotation, cellular component: membrane. Bases 1 to 2412 code for a protein of 803 amino acids. Gene Ontology annotation, molecular function: thyroid-stimulating hormone receptor activity. The record is from RefSeq and is a predicted model, not a curated record. Gene Ontology annotation, biological process: G protein-coupled receptor signaling pathway.
AUGUCCGCCUUCGCCCAGCCGCCGCCGAGGACCCCCAUCCCGCAGGGCCGCCUGGGAAAUGUAGUCCUGCUAUAUCCUCCGCCGCUGGAGGGACAGGGAGCGGCUGACUACAGGUCCCAGAAGGCGCCGCGGCUGACCAGCCCGCCCGGUGCGUUGACUCUGACCCAAGUCUCCCUGGGACUGAGCCGGGCUGGAAGUGAAGGCGCAGCGAGUCAGUGCCCCAGUGUGUGUGAGUGUUCAGAGUGGAGCUCUUUAAAGAUAACUUGCAAGUCCAUCGAUCACAUCCCGACCUUCCCCCAGAGCACGGAGAACAUUCGAUUCAUGGAGACUCAGCUCAAGUCAAUCCCAACAGAAGCCUUUACAAAGCUCCCAAACAUCACAAGGAUAUACAUUUCCAUCGAUGCAACUCUUCAGCGAGUGGAUGCUAGGGCUUUCUGCAGUCUGGAUAAAGUUACGCACAUAGAGAUACGGAAUGCAAAGAAUUUAAGUCAGAUCGACCCGGAGGCUUUCAAGAAUCUCCCUGUUCUAAAAUACCUUGGGAUUUUCAACACCGGCCUGGCCAGAUUUCCCGACCUGACAAAAAUCCGUUCCACUGACGUGAACUUCCUGAUUGAAAUCGCUGACAAUCCCUUUAUUUCGACCAUCCCUGCCAAUGCCUUCGGUGGGUUGGGCAAUGAAUCGCUCACUCUAAAACUCUACAACAAUGGGUUCACUAAGGUCCAAGCUUACGCCUUUAAUGGAACCAAACUAGAUGCUGUUUACCUGCACAAGAAUAAGCUCCUGUCUUCCUUCAGCGAGGAUGUCUUCGCCGGAGUGCUGAGUGGACCCACUCUGCUAGAUGUGUCUCAGACCAGCGUGCACUCCCUCCCGUCCAAAGGCCUGGAGCCACUGAAGGAACUGAUGGCCAAGAACACUUGGACCCUGAAGAAGCUGCCCCCUCUGAAGACCUUCCUUCACUUGACGAGAGCUGACCUCACGUACUCAAGCCACUGCUGCGCCUUUAAGAACUGGAAGAAAAACAAGAGGCUUCUGGAGUCACUGAUGUGCAACCAGACCUUUGGCCUUGGUCUCCGACAGAGAAGGUCCUUCACUUUGUACGACGGGCCUUUUUACCAAGACUACGCGGAGGGCAACACAGGCGGCCGCAGCCCUGAGCAGGGCUUGGAGCGGCGGGAUUCACACAGCAACUCCCACUAUUACGUGUUCUUCGAGGAGCAAGGCGACGGAGAGGUUGGCUUUGGCCAGGAGCUGAAGAACCCUCAGGAAGAUCACGUGCAAGCCUUCGACAGCCAUUAUGACUACCUGGUGUGUGGGGGCGGCGAGGAGAUUGUGUGCCGGCCGGAACCGGAUGAAUUCAACCCCUGCGAGGACAUUAUGGGUUACAACUCUUUGCGGACUAUUGUGUGGUUUGUCAAUCUGUUGGCUAUAGGGGGGAACGUCUUUGUUCUCCUGAUUCUGCUGACCAGCCACUACAAGCUGACAGUUCCCAGGUUUCUGAUGUGCAACCUGGCCAUUGCAGACUUCUGCAUGGGUGUCUACCUGCUCCAGAUCGCUUCGGUGGACCUCUAUACCAGGAGCGAAUACUACAACUACGCCAUAGACUGGCAGACGGGGCCCGGCUGUAACUCGGCUGGGUUCUUCAGUGUCUUCGCCAGUGAGUUCUCAGUCUACACGCUCACUGUCAUCACGUUGGAGCGCUGGUAUGCCAUCAACUUUGCCAUGCGCCUGGACCGGAAGAUCCGGCUGCGCCACGCCACGGCGAUCAUGGCUGGAGGUUGGCUGCUCUGCUCUGUCCUGGCCCUUCUGCCCAUCGUGGGGGUCAGCAGCUACAUCAAGGUCAGCAUCUGCCUACCAAUGGACACCGGGACCCUGCUGGCUCAGGGCUAUGUCGUUCUGGUGCUGCUGCUCAACAUUGUGGCUUUCAUGAUCAUCUGUGCCUGCUACAUCAAGAUCUACAUCACGGUGAAGAGCCCUCACUACAAACCGGGUGGCAAGGACACCAAAAUUGCCAAAAGGAUGGCGGUGUUGAUCUUCACCGACUUCACCUGCAUGGCGCCCAUCUCUUUCUACGCGCUGUCCGCCAUCUUGAACAGACCCCUGAUAACCGUGACCAACUCCAAGAUACUGCUGGUGCUCUUCUACCCGCUCAACUCCUGCGCCAACCCCUUCCUCUACGCCAUCUUCACCAGGGCCUUCCGCAGGGACGUCUUCGUCCUGCUGAGCAAGGUGGGACUCUGCCGCCAGCGGGCGCAGCUGUACCGGGGGCAGACUGUCUCCGGCCGAAAGAGCAGCUCCUCCUCCGGCAGCCACCUCGCCAGCUUCAGCCGCAUCUCCUGCGGUGCCCGCUGUCACCGCGGUAACCGGCGGCAGGCGGCAGCGGCUGGCCGAGAUUGCCGAGUGAGUGAACUGUAA